Amblyraja radiata (thorny skate) is the source of this 1588-nucleotide messenger RNA. It is a transcript of the gene tmem116, whose product is annotated as transmembrane protein 116. Gene Ontology annotation, biological process: adenylate cyclase-activating G protein-coupled receptor signaling pathway. The record is from RefSeq and is a predicted model, not a curated record. The transcript is spliced from 11 exons. Gene Ontology annotation, cellular component: plasma membrane. NCBI's taxonomy places the organism in Eukaryota, Metazoa, Chordata, Chondrichthyes, Rajiformes, Rajidae. Gene Ontology annotation, molecular function: G protein-coupled receptor activity. The coding region runs from base 182 to 1288 and encodes 368 amino acids.
UAUGAGAGAACAGUAAAUUCUAUCUCUCUCUGGUGGCAAUCUGUGCGCACAGCAUCGGAUCUCAGCAUCACCCCCACUCGCUGCCACUGCCAGCUCACAGAACCGGUUUGCCCAAACUUCGAGACAAAACAAAAUCGCGCCAGAGGAGGAGGAGGAUCAGGGAAGAAAGAAGGAAAUUACAAUGGAAUAUUUAACACGGAGGCAAGGGGAAUCUCUCGGGACUUGGGACAGCAGCGACGCCACAGAAGGCAACUGGACUGAGUUCUUCACGGCAUUGCGAUGGAUAGAAUUUUCAAUGGUGAUUUUGAGUAUAGUGGGCUCAGGCUCCAUCAUUGGAUACACUGCAUUGCAGCGGCUCGUUCGACACCCGGAGAUACGUCCAUUGUUCUACCUGAGUUUGAAUGAUCUGUUGCUGGCGUUUUGUUGGCUGAUUGGAGUUCUGUUCUACGGAGAGUCGUUCAGUGCUCGCAACAUUGCCUGCUAUAACGUCCAAGCGCUGGCACAGGUCCUGUACACCUCCUCAUUUUGCUACAUUCUGAACUAUACCUGGUGCCUGUACAGUGAUAUGAGGACGAGGGUUCAUGCCACGUUGAAUAGAACAUCUUGCCAGGCGGUGGCAGAAAAGGGUGUCAGACUGAACAAGAUUCUGGUUACCUCGUCCAGUUUGGUUCCUGUCGUACUGAUGGUUCCUGUAUUUUGCGUUGGAAAUAGAUACCGCUGUUAUGCCCCCUACAGCAGCUCAUGCCUCCUGUUGCACAGUGAAGUAUUUGGACUCAACUACACCAAUAUUAUGGAUCACAAGACUGCAUGUCAUACUGCGUACCUGUACAGCAAUGUCAUCUUCCUCAUUACUUUUCUCUUCACCUUACUUGGACUUGUGAUUCUUCUAAUUAAAACACGGUUCUUCUACAAGAAGUUGGUGACUCUGACCGGCUUUCUCGGUGACCAACAGUGGGCAAAAAUCACCGUUAUUGAGCAGAGAGCCUUUCUGUACCCCACAGUUUUUUUGUUCUGUUGGGGACCAGCGUGUAUUCUAACUAUGGUCAAGCUGCUGAAUCCAAUGAAAAUGGGCCGCCUUUUCAUCGUACUACACAUCUUACAGGCGUUCACAGCUGCAUCCCAGGGACUGCUGAACAGCAUUGUGUACGGCUGGACACAGAGAACGCUCCUCCGGUACAUGAAGCACAAGACCCACUGCGAUGCCAAUACACAGACCCCACUCCUGCGUUUUCAGAAGCGAUUGUACAACAGCAUGGCAGAUCAGCUGAAAAUCUCACCCACAGUCUGAAGGGCAACUGUGGAAACAUUACCCUCAUUUCAAUGGACACUUGUAUUGAUAAUGGAGAACAACUUUCACGCCCCUUUCAUGAUGUUAAAAACACCUCCAGCAAAUGAAGAAAAGGAAGCGCCAAGCACUUUUUCCAUUAAAUACCGGGUCAACUAUUUGUUGCUUGACAGAACAUGGAAUACAACUGGGGCAAUAGAAAAUUAUUUUUAUUAUCAAUUCUUAUAAUGACUCGGAAGGAAGCUGGUGUUUCUACAUUUUUAUCUCCUUCAAAUGUAAUUACUUUUUUUUUUUAAUUCUGAA